Syzygium oleosum is the source of this 1469-nucleotide messenger RNA. Its product is annotated as gamma-soluble NSF attachment protein. Gene Ontology annotation, cellular component: SNARE complex; vacuolar membrane. The record is from RefSeq and is a predicted model, not a curated record. Bases 215 to 1105 code for a protein of 296 amino acids. The transcript has 9 exons. Gene Ontology annotation, molecular function: soluble NSF attachment protein activity; syntaxin binding. Gene Ontology annotation, biological process: intracellular protein transport. Lineage: Eukaryota; Viridiplantae; Streptophyta; Magnoliopsida; Myrtales; Myrtaceae.
AAGCAGCAAUUAGGUACACCACACAGAUCGACCCAACGCAGCUCCCACUCAACCGAUUCCCCCCGUUCCAUUCGAGAGAAGACGUACUCGAACAGCAGAACUCCGGCGCAGCAUCGUGCCUCGCUGAAGACGGGCGAGUGGAGAUCACGCGCCGCCGUCGGCCUCCCUCGGCGAGCGGUGGAAUCAGCAGAAGAAACACGGAGCACCGACCACCAUGGCUUCUUCCGAUCCCGAUAAACUCAUGCUUAAGGCCGACAAGCAGACAAAAUUGAGCCUUACGAGGUGGAGUGCCGAUUGGAGGAGCGCAACUGCACUGUAUGAGCAGGCUGCUAUUGGGUAUAGGCUUGCUAAAAAUUACGAAAAAGCAAAGGAGGCAUUUGAAAAAGCUUCGAAAGGCCAGGAGAUGCUCUCCUCGCCCUGGGAUGCGGCUAAACACAUGGAGUCUGCCGCUUCUGUAGCUAAGGAAUUGAGAAAUUGGAGUGAGGUUACGGAUUUCUACAGAAGAGCAUCCGAAUUGUACAUUGAGUGCGGGAGAUCACAGCCUGCAUCAGAUGCUCUGACAAAAGGGGCUCGUGUUCUUGAAGAGGUUGUCCCAGAAGAGGCUAUCAAGCUGUACACAGAUGCUUGUGCUAUUCUUGAGGAAGAUGGCAAGGAACAGAUGGCAUUUGAUUUGUACCGUGCUGCCACAAGUGUUUAUAUUAAGCUUGAAAAGUUUACGGAUGCUGCAGCAACUUUGUUAAGAUGGGGCCUUGCAGCAGACAAGUGCAAUGCCACCCACAGCCAGUGCAAGGCAUAUCUUAGCGCAAUCAUUGUCUACCUCUAUCUCCAUGACACUACCCAAGCGGAAAAGUGCUAUAAUGACUGCUCACAGAUCGAUGCAUUUUUGAGAAGUGACCAGAAUCGCUGUGCCACUAAGUUUCUCUCUGCAUAUGCUGAAGGUGACGUAGAAGAAAUUAAACAUGUAGCUCAGUCCAGCACCAUUACGCAUCUUGAUCAUGUGAUAAUCAGGCUUGCGAGGAAAUUACCGACAGGGGAUGUCACUGCCCUUGAGAACGAUGCCUCCAAGGAACAGGAAGAGCCGCUUGAUGAAAAUGACCUGACUUAAUUUCUCCUUUUCUGCUUUCGAUGGUGGUGAUGGGGUCAUCUGUUUUAUUUGCUUAAACUCUGAUUGGAAAGGCAUUCAGCUGCCACGUCUUAUGCCGCGAAGAUCUUUGCUUUCUGCGUUGUUUUCUAGUGGCUACGGCUAUCGGCAGCUCUCUGGCCCGAGCAAUGUCGGAAUAUUUCCUUCCUUAUGAAUCCUUGCUUCUGAAAUGUGAUUUUAUGUAAAGCCGUGUAAAUUUCCAGGGGUUGUGCUGUUUUUCUGAGCAACUGUUUAGGCUAUGACCAUGACAGAAAAUUGGGUUGAACUAGGAAACUUGUACAUCCGGUCAAAUCAAUAGUCAAAUGAAAUGAUCGCUGCACAAGUUCUU